Gryllus bimaculatus (two-spotted cricket) is the source of this 477-nucleotide messenger RNA. NCBI's taxonomy places the organism in Eukaryota, Metazoa, Arthropoda, Insecta, Orthoptera, Gryllidae. The record is from the annotation of a GenBank genome assembly.
AUGGAGCAUCGCGUGUCAGAAGUGGGCGGGGCGGGGCCCGGGGGCGGCGGAGCGGCGUGGGUGAGCGAGGGACCAGCGAGCCCCGUGGCGGCGCCGCGCGCGCCGGGCAGCGGCUCCGAGGAGGCGGAGGCGGGCCAGCCGCACGCGCUCGUCGCCCUCGACAACAAGCACAACCUGGCGCAGCGCGAGCAGUACUACGCCGCCGUGCAGAAGGGCAUGGUGGCGCACUCCGUGGAGCGCAUCCCAGAGUUCGCCGAGGACAUCUCGCCCUACGCCACCUUCCACGUGCAGAGCCAGCCGGCGGCGUCGUCCCCGGCGCACAUCCAGGCCUUCGUCUACCACGACCACCGGCUCGCCGCCAUGGAGACGAUGAAACUGAAGAGCGUGAGUUUGCAGUCCGGCGCCCGCCCUUUCAGGCCCUACCAAACCGCUGGCUCUCAAUUUGGGGCUGGCACAGUGCUCAUUGUCGUUUUGCUU